Molecule: messenger RNA, 4845 nt
Organism: Spinacia oleracea (spinach)
Lineage: Eukaryota; Viridiplantae; Streptophyta; Magnoliopsida; Caryophyllales; Amaranthaceae
Exons: 6
Coding region: 1-4845 (1614 amino acids)
Biological process (GO): DNA integration
Molecular function (GO): RNA-DNA hybrid ribonuclease activity; nucleic acid binding
Source: RefSeq, a predicted model, not a curated record
AUGGAAGAACUGUCCUCGGGGAGGACAGAAGGAAAUCAGAUCGUGGUUACCGGUAGUCGCCCGGGCGCGAUGCCAGUUAGAAAUCUCUAUGAAACCCUAGAGCAUGAAGUUGUACUGCCAGCACAACCUGAACCAAUACUUAUCUGCAGUGAAAAUCCGGGCAGAAGGAAAAGGCAUAGUUCUCGGCGCAGGAAAAGGUCCACUAGACGCCGAGAGUCAAUAUCAGAGCAGGAGGGGUCGGUUCCUGCUGGUAGGGAAUCGACGCCGUACCACGAGGAGUACAUCGUGCAAUCUCCACAGCCUGAGUGGAAUAGAUACGAAGGAUAUAUGCCUCAUCAGGAGCCGAUGAGACAAACCAUACAUCCCAAAGACUCCCCGCUAUGCAGGGAUAUUCUGGAGCAGCCUAUGGAGAAGGUAAAGAUGCCGACGGUGGCAACCGACUGGUAUAAGAAGUUGCCGGCUGGAUCGAUAUUUAGCUUUCGGCAGAUACAAGAGGACUUUGUGAGGCGGUUCAUUAGCAAAGUUGAACGAAAGAAAACAUCCGGAGAUUUGAUGUCAAUCUCACAAAGGCCGAAAGAACCGCUGAGAGAGUACCUUACUCGGUUUAACAACGAAUCCAUCACCAUAACAGAUUUACAGCAAGAAAUAGCCGUUUUGGCUCUGUUGAGAGGAAUGCAAGAGUGCGAGUUCAAAAGGUACCUGGGAAGAAAAUCAUUUACCUCGCUGGGGGAGGCCUUGAGAAAAGCAAAUGAGUAUAUCAGAAGUGAUGAGUUGAUGCUAAUAUCACCCAUGGGGGGAAAUCAGGCAGUACAAUCGGCCAGGAAAGAUCAUGUUCCCAUACAGCAACACAGUUACCGAAAAGAUAACAGUAGAAAGGAGGGCCAUCAGCAGAGAGGGGGAUAUCAGAAUAGACAGCCGGUAGGGGCUUAUAAGAUGUAUACUCCACUUAACACCGCCAGAGCCACUAUCUACGCAGUAAACAAAUCAGCGGCGUGGAGAAAGCCGUUACCGAUGGAUGCUCCAGGUAACAAUAAGAAUUUUUGUGCUUUUCAUAAUGAUCAUGGUCAUUACACGGAGCAUUGUAAAGAGCUAAAAGAUAACAUUGAAGAGCUGCCCGCUGGUAGGAUUGAACAAGCACCACCACCCCGACAAGAAAUCCGGUCAUUACCGGAAACGAGUAAAGAAGGGGCUGACAGGGGAAAGAGACCCACUAUCUGGGUGAUUUCAGGAGGGCCCGUGCAUGGAGGUACAGUUAGCGGGGCAAUAAAGAAUCUAGAGGAGCACCGGCACCUGGUGAGCUACCAUAGUGCAAGGAAAUGGCCGGAACCAACCCCCUUACCGGUCAUCACGUUCACCUCGGAGGAUUGUCGCGGCAUCAUAUACCCCCAUGAUGACCCGCUGGUACUGGAGCUCGAGAUAGCAAACUUCCCCGUCAAGAGAUGCCUAAUUGAUGGAGGCAGCUCUGCGAACAUCAUAUUCUGGGAAGCUUUCACCCAGUUGAACAUAGAUCACGGAGAGUUAGCAAGGGUAAACUAUCCCGUUAUCGGAUUCUCUGGAGCCAACGUUUACCCCGAAGGCAGCAUCCGUUUACCGGUUCUAGUGGGUAGAGGAGUAUCAGCCAGGGACUUAAUGGUCGAUUUUUUGGUGAUAAAGGUACCAGCAGCGUAUAACGUAAUAAUUGGUCGACCGUUUAUCCAUGACGCCCAGGCGGUGGUGUCCACUUAUCAUUUGACUAUGAUAUAUCUCUCGAAUCUGGAAAGAACGGAAAGAGUACAUGGCAGCCAGGAGACUGCCAGAUCGUGUUAUCUGACAGCGAUAAAGGCACAAGGAAGGAUGGUACCGAAAACCAACCUCGCCCGAGAAGCAAACAUGCCAGCUAAAAGAAAGAGAUGGGAUCUUAGUAUGGAGAAUUUUGAUGAAAGGCCUGCUUGCAUCCCAAGGUCGGCUGCAGAUGGAGAAACUCGAGAAAUUGAGUUGAUAGAAGGAGUUCCGGAGAAAACGGUACGAAUAGGUGCCGAUAUGGAAACAGAUCAGCAGGUCAAUCUUAUCGGCCUACUGCGAGAACAUGCAGAUGUGUUCGCCUUCUCUGCAGAUGAAAUGUUCGGUAUCAGCCCAGACAUUAUAGUGCAUCGACUGAAUGUGGACAAGUCAGUCAGGCCGGUGAAGCAAAAGAAGAGAAAUUUCUCCAAUGAAAAAAAUACCGCAAUAAGGGAAGAAGUGGAAAAAUUGCUGGAAGCAGGGUUCAUAGAAGUUUGUGACUACCCCGAAUGGUUGGCUAACGUGGUCAUGGUAAAAAAGUCAAAUGGCAGUUGGCGAAUGUGCGUGGAUUUUACCAACCUGAAUGGGGCAUGCCCCAAGGACUGCUAUCCGUUGCCACGAAUCGAUAGACUGGUAGAUUCGACCAGUGGCCAUGCUCUGUUGAUUUUCCUGGAUGCCUUCUCAGGGUAUCACCAAAUCAGUUUGUGUAAGGCCGAUAGAAAGAAGGCCGCCUUCAUCACAGAUACAGGGGUGUACAGUUACAAGGCUAUGCCGUUUGGGUUGAAGAAUGCAGGAGCAACCUACCAGAAGCUGGUGGAUAGGGUAUUUGCUUCCCAGAAAGGGAGAAACAUAGAAGUAUAUGUGGAUGAUUCAAUAGUUAAAAGCCGAUUGGCCAGCGACCACAUUGAUGAUUUGAGAGAAACCUUCGAAACACUGAGGAAGUUUAGGAUGAAGUUAAACCCCAAGAAAUGUGUAUUCGGGGUCCGAUCAGGAAAGUUCUUGGGUUUUCUAGUAAGCGAAAGGGGAAUUGAUGCCAACCCAGAUAAGGUAGAAGCAAUUAUGAACCUACCAGAGCCCGGUUGCAUAAAAGACGUGCAAAAGUUAACAGGAAGAAUGGCCGCAUUGACCCGGUUCAUUAGCAAAUCAGCAGAUAAGUCGUUGCCCUUCUUCAACGUAUUAAAGCAAAACAAGAAAUUCAAGUGGGGAGAAACAGAAAAAGCAGCUUUUGAGGCUGUAAAACGGCACUUGCAAGCCUUACCCACGAUAGCCCGACCAGAGGAGGGAGACACGCUGCAGCUAUACAUAUCUGCUUCUCAGCACACAGUAGCAGCAAUACUGAUCAUAGAGAAGGAUAAAGCACAGAUACCGGUGUACUUUGUCAGCCACAUCUUGCAAGAAGCAGAAACGAGAUACUCCUUGAUAGAAAAGUUGGGAUUGGCAGUGCUGAUUGCAGCCAGAAAACUGAGACCCUACUUUGAUGCGCACGGAAUUGAAGUCCUCACAAACUACCCACUAGAGAAAGCAAUGCAAAAAAUGGACACAUCAGGAGGAGGAAAUAGAGGAAGGAAAAUGGGAAGUAGCAGUAAGCGCUCUGUUACCAAGUCAGGGGCAGGAGGAUGGGUAAUAAUUACUUCACCAGAAGGAGACCAGUUCGAGUAUGCUAUUAAGUUCUCUUUCCAGGCAUCAAACAACGAGGCAGAAUACGAAGCUGCAAUUGCUGGCAUACAGAUCUGCAUGGCGGCUGGUGCUCGUAGGCUCAUACUCACAACCGACUCACAGUUGGUAGCAAACCAGUUCUCAGGAGAGUAUGAAACGAAGGAAGAAUCCAUGAAACGAUAUGCCGAAAAGCGUAAACAGUCAGUGGCACAGUUGGAAAGUUUCGAAAUAAAAUUAGUGCCCCGAUCAGAGAACAUGUUGGCAGACUCCCUGUCGAAACUGGCCAGCUCAAGUGUUCUGAUCAAAUCAGUAAUGAUGGAAGUCAUGCGUCGAAGGAGUACGAAGAUAGUGGGGAAAGAGGUCAUGGUAAUCACGAGCCAACCUGAAUGGUAUGACACUAUGUGGACAUACAAGAGAGAUGGAACACUGCCUACAGAAAAAACGGAGGCAAGAAGGUUGAUUAGGAACUCAUGCUGGUUCAUAAUCAUCAGAGGUCAACUCUACAAACGGGGUUUCAGCUUGCCUUUGUUACGAUGCAUAUCAGCGUAUGAAUCGGCACGAAUGAUAGAAGAAAUGCAUGAGGGAAUUUGUGGAAAUCAUCAGGGAGGAAAAACCCUUGCACUGGUAUGCCAAAGACAAGGAUACUACCGGCCGACAAUGUUAACAGACGCACAAGAGUACGUCAAGAGAUGUGAAAAAUGUCAAGUUUUCUCGGCAGUCAUCAAUCGUCCUGCAAACGAUCUCAUGCCAAUCCUAAAUCCAAUACCGUUCGCCCAGUGGGGAAUGGACAUUCUGGGACCAUUCACAACGGCAUCUGGUGGAAGAAAAUUUCUUAUAGUGGCAGUUGAUUAUUUCACCAAAUGGAUAGAAGAAGAACCAGUGGCAAAGAUAACUGCAAAUCAGGUGAAAAAGUUCAUAUGGAAAAAUAUAAUCACCAGGUUUGGAUUACCAAUGGCAAUCGUUAUGGACCAUGGGGCAGAAGCUUCCAACAAGCAGAUACUGGCAGCAAUGAGAAAGAAGCUGGAAGACUAUAAGGCUGAAGCAGUGAUACCAGCAGAAGUAGGGUUACCCACAUUCAGGAUCCAGCAUUAUGAAGAAGACAAGAACGAUCAACUGUUAAGGCAGGAGCUGGAUUUCCUCCCAGAGAUCAGACUCAGAGCAGAAAUCAGAUCAGCGGCAUACAAACAGCGUAUAAGUAAUGCUUACAACAAAAGAGUAAAGCACAGGCAACUUGAAGUAGGAGACCUGGUGCUCCGUAGAACUGCAGCUACGGGCAAGGCAAAGGUUCAAGGAAAAUUAACCCCAAACUGGGAGGGGCCCUAUCAGAUAUGGGAAGAAAUCGUACCAGGAGCUUUUAGGAUGAUGGAUAUGGGGGGAGUCGCAUUGAAAAACUCGUGGAACGCCAGCGUCCUUAGAAAGUUUUAUGUGUAA